Messenger RNA from Ziziphus jujuba (common jujube), 813 nucleotides. RefSeq names its product LOB domain-containing protein 21. Lineage: Eukaryota; Viridiplantae; Streptophyta; Magnoliopsida; Rosales; Rhamnaceae. The record is from RefSeq and is a predicted model, not a curated record. The transcript has a single exon. Bases 16 to 621 code for a protein of 201 amino acids.
AAACAAAUAUAAAUAAUGGAUGAGGAGGUUAUUGUAUUAGGAAUGGUGGAUGCGAUGAAGGGGGGUGGCCAUAGAGCCCGUUCAAGCACAUCCUGUGCCGCUUGCAAGUUCUUGAAAAGAAGAUGCAUUCCUAACUGCAUAUUCGCACCUUAUUUCCGUUCCGACGAGCCGAAGAAAUUCGCAAAAGUCCACAAAGUAUUCGGAGCAAGCAAUGUGAGCAAGAUCCUCAAUGAAGUAGCAGAGGAGCAAAGGGAGGACGCGGUGAAUUCACUUGCUUAUGAAGCUGAGGCGAGGCUGAGAGAUCCAGUUUAUGGUUGCAUUGGAGCUAUAGCUAUGUUGCAAAGAAAAAUGGUUGAGCUCCAAAACGAUCUUGCUCUUGCCAGAGCUCGUCUCGCCGCUCGAUGUGCAACCAAUAUUUCUUCUUUUUCAUCAUCAUCUUCUUCUUCCUCUUAUACCAUCUUUGAUGAUCGCCUUACUGGGACUAGUUUGAGUGGUAUGCAAUCUGCAGCUUAUAAUGGAUUUACUGAUAGCCUCAGCUGCUACAGUAGUAGUACCAAUUUGACGGAAUCUAUCCCACAUGGAUUAAUGUAUGAUUAUAGUUAUGUCCCAUAUAUCUUAUGAUGAAUUUAAUUAUGUAUGAUCAUUUCCCCUAUUUUAUUGAUGAUCAUGAAAGAAUAUGAUCAAAAUUGAUUCAUCGAGUUCUCUUUGAUUUUGAUCAUUUUUAGUUUGCUUAUAGAGAUUCUAUACAAUCUCAAAGUGUGUUUUCUUCAAAUUUUGAAAAGGGGCAGCGGAAUUCAUCUUGGGAUUUGACAA